Aspergillus novofumigatus IBT 16806 is the source of this 367-nucleotide messenger RNA. RefSeq lists its product as uncharacterized. The record is from RefSeq and is a predicted model, not a curated record. Lineage: Eukaryota; Fungi; Ascomycota; Eurotiomycetes; Eurotiales; Aspergillaceae. The transcript has a single exon. The coding region runs from base 94 to 279 and encodes 61 amino acids.
CUAUCUAUAUAUAUAAAAAUAUAUCCCUACCUAGGCCUAGAUUAGGUUGGAUAAGCUUAUCAGUCCCUUAAGGCCCUAGAUCACGUGCACCUAAUGGGUUAUCCAUAUCCAUGUGGGUUAGAUGUCAUCCAUCCAUAUCCAUGCGGAUUGGAUCAGGGUCAACCCCUAUCCAACCCAAAGUGUGGAUUGGGCGGGUUGGAUAUGGAUUUGCGGAUUGGGUCAGCCAGUCUAAACCUAACUUCCAUUAUCUCCAUUUACUCCCCUAGUUGCAGCCACUAAGGCAUCCUCCACUAGGCAUACUAGACUGUCACGGGCUAGAAUAUCUCAGUCCGAGGCUUUACUCUAGCCAUCCCAAUAGGCCACGAAG